GGAAUGGGAGAGUUACCAGGACCUGUAACAGAAAAGCUACAGAUUUCCCCCAAAUUGGAUUCAGAGCAUCCUCUAACGGCUCACGCUCCCGCCAUCAAGUAUUACACGGCCCUGGUCACGGGAGACCUGAGAAACCUCGAGGUCCUGACUGACCGAUACUAUCAAGAUGUCAACCUGGUUUUUGAGAUCAGUAAAAAUGAGAUGGAAUGGCAGGUGAAAAGCCAAGCAUCUUAUGGACUCUCAGGUACUUUUCCUUUAAAGGCCAGUCCAGAAAAAUUGAAAAACCAGGUUGGGAUAGGGGCGAUUCAUGGCUUAGGCAUGCUUGCAAGAGGGCUGGCAGCCCAAACUCCCCAUGCAGGGGCUCAGAAGGAGCAGCCCAGUCCCACCCAGCAGGAACAAAAUUCUUUUUUGUACCUGGUGCCUCCCAAGCCCAAAUGGCUGGUGCACAGGGGACGGGAACCCAGUGGGUCAGCCCUGGGCAUCAGCCCUGCUCCCUCCUCCCCACACCCUGACCUGGCACCGGGGGGACGCGGGCCCCUGCAUGAAGCCUGCCUGGGAGGGCACGCCGACUGUGUUGAGCUGCUGCUGGAGCACAGGGCUGACCCCAACCUGCGGAGUGACGAAGGCCUGGCCCCACUGCACCUCUGCACCGCCCAGGACUCCCUGGGAUGUGCCAAGCUCCUGCUGAGACACGGGGCCACCGUCAACCUGCCCAGCGAGGACGGGGGGGAGACGGCGCUGCACGUGGCAGCCAGGCACUGCCUCUUCAACGCCAUCGACUACAAUGGCAUCUCCCCGCUGGGCUGCGCGCUGCAGAGCGCCGCCUUCAAGAGGGAGCUGCGGCCUCACCUCGCUGUCCAGCUGCUGCUCAACCAUGGCUCCCAGAAGAUAUGGCCCCCCGCCUUCGUCAAGGUGCUGAAGUCCUGCGCAGCCGUGCCGGAGAUCAUCGAAGUCCUCUUCAAUUCCUACUCGCAAAUCCCCAUCUCUGAGAAGUGGGCCGAGGCCGUGCCGGAGGAGGUGUUUCAGCAGCACCAGCUAUUCUACGAGUCCUUUUUCCAGCUGGCAGGCACAGUCCGGUGCCUGCAACAUUUAUGCCGCUCCGCCAUUCGGAAAAAGUUUGGCAGCAAAUGCCAUUGCCUUAUCCCCUUGCUGCCUGUGCCCAAGCCUUUGCACAAUUACCUGCUGCUGGAGCCUGAAGGAGUCGUGCUUUGA
Molecule: messenger RNA, 1212 nt
Organism: Egretta garzetta (little egret)
Lineage: Eukaryota; Metazoa; Chordata; Aves; Pelecaniformes; Ardeidae
Gene: ASB18
Product: ankyrin repeat and SOCS box containing 18
Exons: 7
Coding region: 4-1212 (402 amino acids)
Biological process (GO): negative regulation of delayed rectifier potassium channel activity; intracellular signal transduction; neuronal action potential
Cellular component (GO): axon initial segment; membrane; synapse
Molecular function (GO): transmembrane transporter binding
Source: RefSeq, a predicted model, not a curated record